AUGGCAAAAGGUAGGCUUCACUAAAACUGCUCUGGAAUGAGAUGACCAUGCCACUGACUCGAGCAUGUACGCUCUCACCUCCUCCUCCUACGACACGAACCACGCUGCACGCUGCACGCUGCACGCUGCUCGCUCCUCCUCAUCUCACCCCCCCCAACUUGCACUCAAACCCUUCUGGUCCACUCCUUCUACUAGUCCCCCGUUCGUUCCGUCUCCUUGAAGAACUCGAAAAGGGUGAGAAGGGAAUUGGCGACGGGACGUGUUCGUACGGUUUGGCCGAUGGGGACGAUUUGAUGAUGGAGAAGUGGAACGGGACCAUCAUUGGACCUGGGCAUGUAAGUUCUUUGGGUGCUGAUUGGGAUUGGGUUGGGGAGUGGGGCGGGUUAAGGAAGCACGGGGGGUUUGUUGGGGUUGGUGGUGGUGACCGCGGGUGGGGGGAGGGGGGGAGGGGCGCUUUGGGGGAAGGUUGAAGGCAUGGAGCUCACAUCUCUCGCAUAUCAUUCACAUUUCAUUCAUCUACGAUUCCACCCUUCUCAUCACAUCCACCCACCCCACCCCAUCCCAUCCUCUCCGCUCCUCCUCAGUCGGUGCACGAGAACCGCAUCUACUCGCUCUCGAUCGUCUGCGGCGCUUCCUACCCCGACCAACCCCCCGCCAUCACCUUCCUCACCCGCAUCAACCUCCCUUGUGUUCAUCCUACUUCCGGAAAGGUGCGUUCACCCCUCCGUCGGAGGCGAUCACUGGGCCAGACCAGGUAGGAUGGAGCGAUAGCUUUUUGGCGGGUGCUAAUCCGGACGAGGUUGGAUUUUUGUGCAACGCCAGGUCGACCCUUCGAAAUUGAACGUGCUCGCGAGUUGGAAACACAAUUACACGUUGGAAACGGUCUUGGUCGAAUUGAGGAGGUGCGUUCUCAAAAAAAAAAAGUCGCCUUGGACCAGGCGUUGCUCUACGGGUCGAGUAUUGACCUCUCUCUCUCUCUCUCUGAUGUUGAUGAAAAUGGGGAACACCCCUAAACAGAGACAUGGCUUCACCGACGAAUCGAAAGUUAUCGCAACCUGCCGAAGGGACGACGUUUUAA
Molecule: messenger RNA, 1078 nt
Organism: Microbotryum saponariae
Lineage: Eukaryota; Fungi; Basidiomycota; Microbotryomycetes; Microbotryales; Microbotryaceae
Source: the annotation of a GenBank genome assembly